Messenger RNA from Eublepharis macularius, 6496 nucleotides. RefSeq names its product zinc finger protein 91-like. Gene Ontology annotation, molecular function: DNA-binding transcription repressor activity, RNA polymerase II-specific. The record is from RefSeq and is a predicted model, not a curated record. Bases 176 to 6496 code for a protein of 2106 amino acids. NCBI's taxonomy places the organism in Eukaryota, Metazoa, Chordata, Lepidosauria, Squamata, Eublepharidae. Gene Ontology annotation, biological process: negative regulation of transcription by RNA polymerase II. The transcript is spliced from 16 exons.
CUGAAAGGUCUCAGUUGUGUGUUGUGUUGUUGGGUGAAGGGGAGACCCGGCAGCCCCUGAGGACUUUUGCAAAAUCGGAGGUCAUAGAUCCAGCACUUGCCUUUACUGAAGGAUCCAGCAGAGGAGGAAGGUGAUUCACAGGACCAGGUGGAGGCUGUCUGGAGAGGAAGGGAGGAUGAAGGAAGAGCAGGACUCAGUUGGUCCAGAGACAAGAGAAGGCCCCGAAGCCACCGAGGCUGGGAGCGGAAGGGAAGUGUGGGAAGGCGCCAUGCAGAAGAGCCUGGGAGAGGAUUUUCCCCCUUCAGAUGGGCAGUGCCAGCAAUUCAGGCACUUCCGCUACCAGGAGGCCGAAGGGCCCCGAGAGGCUUGCAGCCGACUGCACCAUCUGUGCCACCAGUGGCUGGAGCCAGAAAGGCACAGCAAGAAGGAGAUCCUGGAUCGGGUGAUCCUUUACUGGUUCUUGGCUGUCCUGCCCCCAGAGAUGGAGAGCUGGGUCAGGGAAUGUGAACCGGAGACCAGUGACCAGGCAGUGGCCCUGGCAGAAGGUUUCCUCAUGAGCCAGGCAGAUGCCAAGAUUCAGGUCCAGCAGGUGCAAGAUAAAAUCGCCCAGGAACAUUACCACGGAGCGGCAUUUCUUGUUGGGGCCUUGAAUCCAGCAAUAUAUUCUUUGUCAACUCUUUGCAGCAAAGAAAAAGAAACUGCUUUUUGGCCAGAUCGGGGUCGAGUGACCUUCGAGGAUGUAUAUGUGCAUUUCACUCAGGAGGAGUGGGCUUUGCUGGAUCCGGACCAAAGAAAACUUCACAAGGAAGUCAUGGAGGACAAUUGCCAGAAUGUGGCCUCUCUGCGACUUCUGGUUCCCAGACCUGAAUGUAUUUCCAUGCUGCAAGGAAAUGGAAAUCCAUUUUUCCAGGACCCAGAAGAAAGAAAGAGAUCAGUAGAACCCUUUUCUCUGGGAAGCGCCAUCCAUAACAUUGGAGGGAGCAGAAGGAGCAUUACAGCCGCCCCUGCUACGUUCCAAUGGAUGGAGCAUCAGUUCCGCCCCUGCUAUGAGACAGAGGCUGAUGGUCCUCAGGAAAAACCUGGGGGAGAACUGCAAAAGCUCCUACUGGAAGGGGAACAGCAGAGAAGAACCAAUGGAACGACAUGGAAAAGGGGGAAUGAAUAUUCUUCUUCUCAGGGUGCUGAACCCCAGGACAUCUUACAAUACUAUGGAAACAUCAGUUGCCCCGUGUGUGGAAAAACAUUCAUUUAUCAAUCAGAGUUUAAUACGCACUGGAGAAUACACACAGGGGAGAAACCUUAUAAAUGUGUGGACUGUGGAAAAUGCUUUGCUCGGAGUGCACAGCUUACCUCUCAUCGACGUAUCCAUACCGGGGAGAAACCGUAUCAAUGUGUGGACUGUGGAAAAUACUUUGCUCGGACGACACAGCUUACUACCCAUCGACGUAUCCAUACUGGAGAGAAACCAUAUAAAUGCUUGGUGUGUGGGAAGAGCUUUGCUCGGAGUGCAAACCGUAUUGUUCAUCAACGUACCCACACAGGAGAGAAACCCUAUAAAUGUGUGGACUGUGGAAAGAACUUUGCUCAGAGUUCACAUCUUAUUGCACAUCAACUUAUCCAUACUGGGAAGAAGCCAUAUAAAUGUGUGGAUUGUGGAAAGCUCUUUGCUCAGAAUACAGAGCUUACUGCCCAUAGGCGUAUCCACACAGGGGAGAAACCCUAUAAAUGUGUGGACUGUGGAAAGAGCUUUGUUCGGAGUACACAGCUUACUAUCCAUCGACGUAUCCACACAGGAGAGAAACCAUAUACAUGUGUGAACUGUGGAAGGAGCUUUACUCAGAGCACACAUCUUAUUUUACAUCAACGUACCCAUACCGGCGAGAAACCAUAUAAAUGUAUGGACUGUGGAAAGAGCUUUACUCGGAGUUCAUUGCUUUCUGCUCAUCGCUGUAUCCACACAGAGGAGAAACCAUACAAAUGUAUGGACUGUGGAAGGAGCUUUACUCAGAGAACACAUCUUAUUUUACAUCAAUGUAUCCAUACUGAGGAGAAACCAUAUCAAUGUAUGGACUGUGGAAAGUGCUUUGCUCAGAGUGCACAGUUUUAUCUCCAUCAAUGUAUCCACUCAGGAGAGGAAUCAAAUAACCACUUAGAUUGUGGCCGAAUAUCCUUUGAAGACGUGGCUGUCUAUUUCACCAAAGGGGAGUGGAGCCUGCUGAGCUCAGUCCAGAGGAGUCUUUAUAAGGAAGUCAUACUGGAGAAUUUUGGAAAUGUGACUUCUUUGGGACCUCUGAGGGCCAAACCUGAUCUCGUAUCCUGGCUGGAGGAAGAGGAGGAGCUGCUUUUCGUGUUCUCUGAUGAAGAGGAGAGCUUGGCAGUGUGUGGGAAAAUCUUUGGGCUGAAACAGAUUCUAACUUCACACCAAAGAAUUCACACAGGGGAGAAACCAUAUAAAUGCCUGGAGUGUGGAAAAAGCUUCAGUCACAGUGGAAGCCUUUCUUACCACAAAAGAAUUCACACAGUGGAGAAACCAUAUAGAUGCCUGGCAUGUAAAAAAAGCUUCAGUCACAGUAGAAGCCUUUCUUCCCACCAAAGAAUUCACACAGGGGAGAAGCCAUAUAAAUGCCCAGAGUGUGGAAAGUGCUUCAGUCACAGUGGACACCUUUCUACCCACCAAAGAAUUCACAGAGGGGAGAAGCCAUAUAAAUGCCUGGAGUGUGGAAAGUGCUUCCGUUUCAGUGGAAGCCUUUCUUCCCAUCAAAGAAUUCACACAGGCGAGAAACCCUAUAAAUGCUUGGUGUGUAAGAAAAGCUUUAAAUGUAGUGGAAGCCUUUCUUCCCACCAAAAAAUUCACACAGGGGAGAAGCCAUACAGAUGCCUGGAGUGUGGAAAGUGCUUUAGUCACAGAGGGCACCUUUCUUCUCACCAAAGAAUUCAUACAGGGGAGAAACCACACAGAUGCCAGGAGUGUGGAAAGUGCUUCAGUCGUAGUGGAAGCCUUUCUUCCCACCAAAGAAUUCACUCAGGGGAGAAACCAUAUAGAUGCCUGGAGUGUGGAAAGUGCUUCAGUCACAGUGGAAGCCUUUCUUCCCACCAAAGAAUUCACUCAGGGGAGAAACCAUAUAAAUGCCUGGAGUGUGGAAACAGCUUCAGUCGCAGUGCAAAUCUUUCUUCCCACCAAAGAAUUCACUCAGGGGAGAAACCAUAUAGAUGCCUGGAGUGUGGAAAAAGCUUCAGUCACAGUGGAAGCCUUUCUUCCCACCAAAGAAUUCACUCAGGGGAGAAACCAUAUAGAUGCCUGGAGUGUGGAAAAAGCUUCAGUCACAGUGGAAGCCUUUCUUCCCACCAAAGAAUUCACACAGGAGAGAAGCCAUAUAGAUGCCUGGAGUGUGGAAACAGCUUCAGUCGCAGAUCUCAUCUUACUGUCCAUCAACGUAUCCACACAGGGGAGAAACCAUUUAAAUGUGUGGACUGUGGAAAGAAAUUUGCUCAAAGAAUGCAGCUUACUGUCCAUCGACGUAUCCAUACUGGGGAAAAACCAUAUAAGUGUGAGGACUGUGGCAAGAGCUUUGUUCGAAGUACGCAGCUUACUGUCCAUCGACGUAUCCAUUCAGGGGAGAAACCUUUUAAGUGUGUGGACUGUGGAAAGGCCUUUGCUCAGAGUACGCACCUUACUGCCCAUCGACGUAUCCAUUCAGGGGAGAAACCUUUUAAAUGUGAGGAUUGUGGAAAGAGUUAUGCUUGGAGUACACAGCUUACUGUCCAUCGAUGUAUGCAUUCAGGUGAGAAACCAUUUAAAUGUGUGGACUGUGGAAAGAGCUUUGCUCAGAAUGGACACCUUACUGUCCAUCAACGUAUCCACACUGGAGAGAAACCAUUUAAAUGCGUGGAAUGUGGAAAGACCUUUGCUCAAAGAAUACAGCUUACUGUCCAUCAACAUAACCACACAGGGGAGAAACCAUUUAAGUGUGAGGACUGUGGAAAGAGCUUUGCUCGGAGUACACAAUUAAACGUCCAUCAGCGUAUGCAUUCAGGGGAGAAACCAUUUAAAUGUGUGGACUGUGGAAAGAGCUUUACUUGGAGUUCAAACCUUAUUGUCCAUCAACGCAUGCAUACAGGGGAGAAACCAUAUAAGUGUAUGGACUGUGGAAAGAGCUUUGCUGAGCGUACAUAUCUUACUGCCCAUCGACACAUCCAUUCAGGGGAGAAACCUUUUAAAUGUAUGGACUGUGGCAAGAGCUAUGCUCGGAGUACAGAUUUUAAUAUCCACCGGCUUACUCAUUCAGGGGAGGAACCAUAUAAGUGUGAGGACUGUGGAAAAAGCUUUGCUCAUAGUGCACAUCUUACUGUCCAUCGACGUAUCCAUACAGGGGAGAAACUAUAUAAAUGUGUGGACUGUGGGAAGAACUUUAUUCAUAGUGCACAUCUUACUGGCCAUCGACGUAUCCAUACAGGGGAGAAACCAUAUACAUGUGCAGACUGUGGAAAGAGCUUUACUCAUAAAGCACAAGUUACUGCCCAUCAACGUAUGCAUUCAGGAGAGAAACCGUUUAAAUGUGUGGACUGUGGAAAGAGCUUUAUUUGGAGUUCAAGCCUUAUUGUCCAUCGACGUAUCCAUACUGGGGAGAAAGCAUAUAAGUGUGAGGACUGUGGAAAAAGCUUUGUUCAGAGUACAGCACUUACUGUCCAUCGACGUAUCCACACAGGGGAGAAACCAUUUAAAUGCGUGGACUGUGGAAAGAGCUAUGCUUGGAGUACGGAGCUUACUGUUCAUCGACGUAGCCAUACCGGGGAGAAACCAUAUAAGUGUGAGGACUGUGGCAAGAGCUUUAGCCGGAAUCAGUUGCUUACCAUCCAUCGACGUAUCCAUACCGGGGAAAAACCAUAUAAGUGUGAGGACUGUGGAAAGAGCUUUGUUCGAAGUACGCAGCUUACUGUCCAUCAACGUAUCCACACAGGGGAGAAACCAUUUAAAUGUGUGGACUGUGGAAAGAGCUUUGUUCGAAGUACGAACCUUACUGUCCAUCGACGUAUCCAUUCAGGGGAGAAACCUUUUAAAUGUGUGGACUGUGGAAAGAGCUUUGCUCGGAGUACACAGCUUACUGUCCAUCAACGUAUCCACACAGGGGAGAAACCAUUUAAAUGUGUGGACUGUGGAAAGAGCUUUGUUCGAAGUACAUACCUUACUGCCCAUCGACGUAUCCAUUCAGGGGAGAAACCUUUUAAAUGUGAGGAUUGUGGAAAAAGUUAUGCUUGGAGUGCGCAGCUUACUGUUCAUCGACGUAUCCAUUCAGGGGAGAAACCUUUUAAAUGUGUGGACUGUGGAAAGAGCUUUGCUCGGAGUACAGAUUUUAAUAUCCAUCGGCUUACUCAUCCAGGGGAGGAGCCAUAUAAGUGUGAGGACUGUGGAAAGAGCUUUGUUCGAAGUACGAAGCUUACUGUCCAUCAACGUAUCCACACAAGGGAGAAACCAUUUAAAUGUGUGGACUGUGGAACGAACUUUGCUCAAAGAAUGCAGCUUACUGUCCAUAGACGUAUCCAUACCGGGGAAAAACCAUACAAGUGUGAGGACUGUGGCAAGAGCUUUGUUCGAAGUACACAGCUUACUGCCCAUCGACGUAUCCAUUCAGGGGAGAAACCUUUUAAAUGUGAGGAUUGUGGAAAGAGUUAUGCUUGGAGUACGCAGCUUACUGCCCAUCGACAUAUCCAUUCAGGGGAGAAACCUUUUAAAUGUGUGGACUGUGGAAAGAGCUUUGCUCAGAGUCCAUCCCUUACUGCCCAUCGACGUAUCCAUUCAGGGGAGAAACCUUUUAAAUGUAAGGAUUGUGGAAAGUGUUAUGCUUGGAGUACGCAGCUUACUGUCCAUCGACGUAUCCAUUCAGGGGAGAAACCUUUUAAAUGUGUGGACUGUGGAAAGAGCUUUGCUCAGAGUUCAUCCCUUACUGCCCAUCGACGUAUCCAUUCAGGGGAGAAACCUUUUAAAUGUGAUUGUGGAAAGAGCUUUGCUCAAAGAAUACAGCUUACUGUCCAUCGACGUAUCCAUUCAGGGGAGAAACCUUUUAAAUGUGAGGAUUGUGGAAAGUGUUAUGCUUGGAGUACGCAGCUUACUGUCCAUCGACGUAUCCAUUCAGGGGAGAAACCAUUUAAAUGUGUGGACUGUGGAAAGAGAUUCGCUCAGAAUGGACACCUUACUGUCCAUCAACCUCUGAGCUUUGCUCAGAGUACGCAGCUUACUGCCCAUCGACGUAUCCAUUCAGGGGAGAAACCAUUUAAAUGUGAGGAUUGUGGAAAGAGUUAUGCUUGGAGUACACAGCUUACUGUCCAUCGAUGUAUGCAUUCAGGUGAGAAACCAUUUAAAUGUGUGGACUGUGGAAGGAGCUUUACUUGGAGUUCAAACCUUAUUGUCCAUCAACGCAUGCAUACAGGGGAGAAACCAUAUAAGUGUGUGGACUGUGGAAAGAGAUUUGCUGAGCAUACGUAUCUUACUGCCCAUUGA